UAUGCCUUAGAAAGAUCCAAAUGCUAAAUAUAUUAUAUGAUGAUCGGAGGCUAACUAUAUGAAAUCUUAAUAUUUUAUUUACUUUUUUUUGUUUGAGGUUUUUCAAAGGCAUUCAUUAGUAUCAAACAGUUUUCUUUUUCUUUUUGCAGGUUGAAAGAUGAUGGAGAAGGAAUCAGGGAGGCUGGUGAAUUGUGCAACUUUACCUAUCUGUUUAGUGUUAAUCAGUCUGGUUUAUGCUACGUUUUUUCAUUCUAAUGACACCAUUCUUGAAUCAUGGGGCAAUCUCAGCAGUGAAAAGAUCAAUAUUGAUGCAGUUGACCCUCAAGAAUUUCUAUUAAGGAGGCUUGUUAGAGGAGAUGAUCGAGUUCAAUUAGACUCCAAUGGAUUUUCAUGCCGCGCGGAUGUUCAUACACAAGUAUGCGUUGCAAAUAAACCAGUAAGGAUUUACUACAAAGGGUUGACAGUUUAUGUGCCAUCUGAUUCUGACCAACCUCAAGUUAAGAGAAUUGUUAAGCCUUACGCAAGGCUGGAAGAUGAAACCGCCAUGAAACGUGUUUCCCCAGUUCAGAUACUGCAUGGGAAAAACACCAUUGAUCCACCAGCCUGCAAUUUCACCCACAAUGUCACAGCUGUUGUCUUCUCUUCCAAAGGCUUCACAGGCAAUGUUUUUCAUGAGUUUAAUGAGAUUAUCAUCCCUUUAUUCAUCACUACUCGCCAUUUCCGAUCCAGAGUACGGUUUGUAAUCACAGAUUUCGAGCUUUGGUGGGUUCAGAAGUACAACAGAUGUCUAUCUCACUUGUCCGCUUAUGAGGUUAUAAAUCCUGGAACAGAUGAUGGAAGCGUUCAUUGUUUUCCAGGGGCUGUUAUAGGGCUUACAUACCAUGACAAUCUAGCCCUCAACUCUACUGAUAUUCCAGGAGGUUAUUCCAUGUUUGAUUUCAAGCAGUUCUUGAAAGAAUCAUACAAUCUGAAAAUAAACCAUGUGUCUGAGAUACAAAAGCCAAUGCUGAUGCUUAUAUCACGCCGUAAAACGAGACGGUUUUUGAACGAAGAUAAAAUGGUGGAGAUGAUAAUGGAACUAGGCUUUCAAAUCACAAGGGUGGAACCGGAGUGGAUGUACAACUUGGACGAGUUUGCUGAGGUGGUGAACUCUUGUAGUGUGAUGCUUGGAGCCCAUGGUGCUGGGCUAACAAAUGAGAUAUUUUUGCCCACUGGAGCAGUGAUGGUUCAAGUGGUGCCACUGCAAAAUGAAUGGGUGGCAACCACCUACUACGGUGGACCAGCAAAGGAAAUGGGUGUCCGAUAUUUAGAGUACAAGAUUGAACCAGAAGAAAGUUCGUUGUUCGACACUUAUGGUAAAGAUCACCCUGUGUUUACUGAUCCAAAAUCUAUAAUCUCUAAAGGAUACAAUGCAUUCAGGUCUGUGUAUUUAGAUCAAGACCUAAAGAUCAAUUUAGAGAGAUUUAAGAAGACCCUUAUUGAAGCUAAGCAAAUUGUUGAAAGCUCAACUCCCAUUAAUUGAUGAAUGUAAAUUCAAUCAAGAUACAGCAAGAGAUUUAGCUUAUAUAAUUCAUUUUAUUUCACAAGACUGCCAAUAAAAGCAAUGAAAAUUGGCUUAAAUGUAGCACAAUUCUUCAUCA
Gossypium raimondii (Peruvian cotton) is the source of this 1640-nucleotide messenger RNA. Its product is annotated as alpha-1,3-arabinosyltransferase XAT3. NCBI's taxonomy places the organism in Eukaryota, Viridiplantae, Streptophyta, Magnoliopsida, Malvales, Malvaceae. Bases 158 to 1522 code for a protein of 454 amino acids. The transcript has 3 exons. Gene Ontology annotation, molecular function: glycosyltransferase activity. The record is from RefSeq and is a predicted model, not a curated record.